Molecule: messenger RNA, 1999 nt
Organism: Triticum aestivum (bread wheat)
Lineage: Eukaryota; Viridiplantae; Streptophyta; Magnoliopsida; Poales; Poaceae
Product: putative serine/threonine-protein kinase-like protein CCR3
Exons: 1
Coding region: 243-1676 (477 amino acids)
Biological process (GO): cell surface receptor signaling pathway; protein phosphorylation
Molecular function (GO): protein kinase activity; ATP binding
Source: RefSeq, a predicted model, not a curated record
ACCUCUUCCCGGCGGAUGCCGCUACGGCGCGACGGCCGGUGUAGAGGAGAGCGCGGCCGGAAGCGCGUAGCCGGCGCGUGCUCGUUAUCUACCCGUUUGCCGAUUGCGCGUCGGCAUCGAGGCCGGAGUCCGACAUUCAAAUAACCCCCUCUGUGUCCAUUUCCGGGCAAACUUGUCCAUAAGAUGCGAGGGUAUUAGCUCGAAACUGGAGAGAGUACUAGCUCAGAUCUGAGCAGGCUGUCAUGGCGUUGUGGGCGGGGCUGGGGCAGGCGGCGACGGUUGCGCAGCUGGUUGGGGUGGACGCCGGCGGGCUCAUCUCCCUCAUCACGCAGGCGGCGUUGACGGCUCGCCAGAACAAGAAGGCCUGCGAGCAGCUCUCACGCCGCGUCCACAUGAUCGCCGACCUGCUGCCGCACCUCCAGGAACCGGAGUUGAUGCGCCGGCCCGAGUUCCAGCGGCCUCUGGCCGGGCUGGGCGACACGCUCCGGGAGGCGCACGACCUCGUCAUGGUCUGCCAGCGGAAGAGCCGCUUCUACCGCUUCUUCAUGUCCGGGAGGCUGGCUGACAAGUUCAGGGACAUCCAAAGUAGGCUCGACUCCUACCUCCUCCUCGUCCCAUUCAUCAGCUACAUAGCCUUAACCCACAACCUGAACCGAAUCUGUGAUUCGCUGCCUCAAAACCACGCUAUCCUUCCGUCGCCAGCGUCCACCUCCCAGUCCCACCCAAUCCAUGUCUUGGAGGGUGUUGCCAGGUUCACGCUGGCAGAGAUCGCGGCGGCGUCCAACAGCUACGCCUUCUUCACCAAGGUCGGCAAGGGCACCUCCGGGACGGUGUACAGAGGCAGGCUCCGCGACGGCAGGGACGUGGCCAUCAAGCGCAUCAGCAAGACAGCGCAGGACAGGGAGAUGGUGCUGCGCACGGAGCUCGCCGUCGUCCCGCACCCGCGCCACAGCCACUUCGUGCGCCUCCUCGGCUGGUGCGCGGAGGAGGACGAGCGCCUGCUCGUCACCGAGUACAUGAGCAACGGCUCGCUCCACGACCACCUGCACGGCCGCAAGCCGCCUUCCUCGCCGGUGACGGCGUCCUGGAAGACGCGCGUCGAGGUGCUCCUGGGCGCGUCGCGCGCCAUCAAGCACCUCCACCGCAGCUUCGUGCCGUCGGUCAUCCACUGCAACAUCAAGUCGUCCAACAUCCUGCUGAACGCUAGCUGGACGCCGCGCUUGUCGGACCUAGGCUUCUCGGUCCGGCACGAGACGGGCGAGGGGGAGCACCACUACCAGUACCAGCUGCAGGUCGUGGGCAAGGGCGGCUACAUCGAUCCGGAGUACUGCCGCACGGGGCGCCUGACGCCGGCGACCGACGUGUACAGUUUCGGCGUCGUGAUGCUGGAGGUUUUGACGGGCAGGCCGCCGGUCAUAACUACUCGGGGCGAGGAGGAGCAGGGCGAGGUCCAGACGGACCUGGUGCACUUCGCGCUCCCACUUAUCGAGGCCGGCGAGCUGGACAAGGUGCUGGACGGGCGCCCGGAGCCGCGGCCGACGCCGAUGCAGAUCGAGGCGCUGCAGUGGGUGGCCAACACGGCGGUGGUGUGUCUGCACCGGCAGUCGAUACUCCGGCCACGGAUAUCAGAGGUCGUGGCUAAUCUCGAGACAGCGCUCAGGCUCGCCACCGGUUAGCAGUGGCGCCCAGUACUGUGCCACUGCCAAUGGAUGAUGACUGGGCAAUGCGCCCACUAUAGCACAGUUCUUAGUUUUGCUGUGACCUGUGAGGCUGUGACAAUGCACAGGAGCGGAUUGAGUGGGCGUAGUUAGGAUUGGAUGGAGACGAGCGCACCAAUAUAUGAAGGUUAAUCCUCGGCUCAAUCAUGUUCGAUAUUUGUCUUUAAUUUGGUUGAUGACGAGAACCUGCCUGCCUUGUGUUAUCACUUACAGUAGAAGUUAGAACGGGACAAACGAUCCAGAAUAAUCCAUCGCUUUACAAAGGGCUAAAAAGGGUUAGA